Molecule: messenger RNA, 360 nt
Organism: Helianthus annuus (common sunflower)
Lineage: Eukaryota; Viridiplantae; Streptophyta; Magnoliopsida; Asterales; Asteraceae
Exons: 1
Coding region: 1-360 (119 amino acids)
Source: RefSeq, a predicted model, not a curated record
AUGCCGUUCGAGGUUUUAGACAAGGUUGGUACCGUCGCGUACAAACUAAAGUUGCCCGAUGAGCUUAGUAGCGUUCAUAACACAUUCCAUGUGUCGAACUUGAAGAAGUGUCUAGCCGACGAGACACUUAUCAUUCCUACAGAUGAAAUCUGUAUCGAUGACAAACUCCACUUUAUUGAAGAACCGGUCGAGGUUACGGACUGGAAAGUCCAAAAGUUGAGGAGGAGUCGUAUUAAAUUGGUUAAAGUUCGUUGGAACUCCAAGCGUGGACCUGAGUUUACAUGGGAAUGCGAGGAUCAAAUGAAGACGAAGUACCCCCAUCUGUUUGAGAAGACUCCUGUUCAGGAUGACUCGGCUUGA